UACAUGUAAUUGGAGACCUGGAGUUAGCUUUGGUGCCUCCCCGAUCAGAGGGCGGCCGGACUGCAGCUUUGCUAUUUGCUCUGACAGCGAGAGAGAAGCAUGAACGUCCAUUUCAGCUGUCACAGUGACUACGUACCGUGCACUAUCGUAGUAAGGACUGUCUGAGGAAAAAUCCUUUGCAUUCGUGGGCAGCGAGCGGGUAGACAAGGAGCUUCUCCAAUAAGGGGUUAAACAAAUGUGUCAUGGCCAGUUGUUCAGUGUUAGACUAAUCAAGUGCGAGAGUACUUGUCAUUCAGAGUCACUCAAAGCAGCUCGCGGUGGGAUAUUCCUCUCAUUACUUAUAGCUUAUUCUGACUGGAUGUAAAAUUGAAAGUUCGAGACAUGACGAGUCUAUUUUAUCUUACGCUUCUGGGAAUCUGUCUGGGAUCCAGCAAAGCUUUCAGCCAUCAACAGAUUUUGCCAAGAGUGUAUCUCCCAUUUGAAGAGCUGCAAGACACUCACACCUCCCAGUUUUACAGUCUAUCCCAGUAUCCCUUGGAUUAUAGGAUCCUGCUGAUGGAUGAAGAUCAGGAUCGCAUAUAUGUGGGCAGCAAGGAUCACAUCCUGUCCCUCAAUGUAAACAACAUCAGCCAGAACCCUCUUGCCGUUCACUGGGCAGCAUCAAGCAGCAAAGUAGAUGAAUGCAAAAUGGCUGGCAAAGAUCCAAACAACGGCUGCGGCAACUUUGUGCGUGUAAUACAAGCGUAUAACCGAACGCACUUGUACGUCUGUGGAAGUGGUGCUUUCAGCCCCGUUUGCACCUAUAUCAACAGAGGUCGCAGGUCUGAGGAUCAAACCUUUGUGAUUGACUCAAGGUCUGAAUCUGGCAAAGGACGCUGCUCAUUUAACCCUCAGGUUAACACAGUGUCCUUGAUGAUAAACGAAGAACUAUUUUCGGGAAUGUACAUAGACUUCAUGGGCACUGACGCAGCUAUAUUCCGCAGUCUGACCAAGAGAAAUGGCAUCAGGACAGAUCAACAUAACUCCAAGUGGCUGAGCGAGCCUGUGUUUGUCGAUGCCCACUUCAUCCCAGAUGGCACUGACCCAAACGAUGCAAAGUUGUACUUUUUCCUUCGGGAGAAGGUAAUGGACGGCAAUGGCAACACAAAACAAAUCCACUCCAGGAUUGCGAGAGUUUGUCCUAAUGACAUGGGAGGGCAGCGCAGUCUUGUUAACAAAUGGACCACAUUUUUGAAGGCCCGAUUGGUGUGCUCAGUGGUAGAUGAUGAUGGAACCGAAACACUCUUCGACGAAUUGCAGGAUGUGUUUUUAUUGGAAACAGAAAAUCCAAAGAACCUCCUCGUCUACGGAAUUUUCAUCUCUUCAAGCUCAGUCUUCCAAGGCUCAGCAGUGUGUGUUUACAAUAUGAUUGAUAUUCACACCGUCUUCAAUGGACCAUUUGCUCACAAAGAAGGACCAAGCCAUCAAUAUGUUCCAUUUCAAGGCAGGAUUCCGUAUCCAAGACCCGGCACAUGCCCGGGGGGGGCUUUUACACCGAACAUGUUGACAACCAAGGAUUUCCCAGAUGAAGUGGUUACAUUUGUCCGUAAUCACCCUAUGAUGUACAACCCCAUCUAUCCGAUCAACAAACAGCCUCUGAUUGUAAGGAUCAACGCUGAAUACAAAUACACCAAGAUAGUAGUCGACCAGGUGAAGGCUGCUGAUGGGAGGUAUCAUGUCCUUUUUCUUGGCACAGACAAAGGAACCGUGCAGAAAAUUGUGAUUCUUCCUAAAAACGUAUCGACGAACGAAGAGCUCAUCUUGGAAGAAAUGGAAGUGUUUAAGAAUCGAACACCCAUAACUACAAUGAAGAUUUCAUCCAAAAAGCAACAGCUGUAUGUGACCUCCGAUGAGGGCAUUGCCCAGAUACCUUUGCAUCGUUGCCAUAUCUAUGGGGCAGCCUGUGCUGACUGCUGCCUUGCCAGGGACCCUUACUGUGCUUGGGAUGGCAAAUCCUGCUCCAGGUUCUACCUCACUGGUAAAAGGAGGAGCCGUAGACAGGAUGUGAGACACGGAAACCCAUUAACUCAAUGCAGAGGGUUCAAUUUGAAAGCCUACAGGAAUGCGAAGGAGUCUGUGCAGUACGGAGUGAAAAACAGCAGCGCCUUCCUUGAAUGUAUGCCAAAGUCACCCCAAGCUUCCGUCAGAUGGCUGAUACAGAAGCCAAAUGAUCGAAGAAAGGAGAUAAAGCAAGACGAGAGGAUUGUCGUAACUGAGCACGGCCUAUUGAUUCGUUCCACCCAAAGCUCCGACCAAGGGUUUUAUCACUGCAUCGCUACUGAAAACACCUUCAAAAGCACAGUGAUGAAGAUCAACCUGAAGGUAGUUGACGUGAACCUGGUGCCUUCGGUGGUUAACAAACAGACUCCGUGGCCCUGGGGAUCGUCGAAUGGCCUCAGUGGUUUGCAGGUCCUUCCGAAGGAUCUGGUCGGACUAUUCAGCUACUCGGAAAUGCAAGCCAUCAAUAAGUACUGCAAAGAGAGUCGUCUCCGACAGAUGCAAAAUGAAGAGGUGCCGUCGAUUCGAGUGGAUCACUCCAAAUUAAAGGUGCUCAUCGAUCGAAGGAAAAGUCGAAACCGAAGAAACCAGUUAUCAGGCACUUAAAGACCCUUUCGUCAACAAACCUUCAGUGGCAUGAAACUAUUUAAUGUGUACAGAACGCAUCAGUAGUCUUUCUGUUUUUUUAUCCUUUCAGAGUACAUCUAAAUUACAUAGAAUCAUACAGCAUGGAAACAGGCCAUUUGGCCCUACUAGUCCAUGACUGCAAGGACGAGGAUUGAGCAUCUUUUUGCUAUGUAACUGUCACCAAUUGUUAACCUACGUCUGAGCAUGCUAUGAAUAACACAGUGUUUUAUGUUUUACAAGUUCUCUGUGCUAUUUAAUGCUUGAUUUUCAUCUGUAAUGUCCGUCGAAACAUGCACUUAGAUCCUUGAUCUCGGCCCAGACCCUUUCGGAGUCAGAGUCAGGCCUGAAAUGUUUAACCUGCCUUUCUCUUUCAGUUGAUGAUUUGUCUGCUGUACAGUUACGUUAAUCCUUUUGUUUGAGUUGCUUUUGAGACCGGGUUAAUAGAAUGCUGCCUUUUCAUAACGGAAUCCAUCCAAGAAGAAUGAUGCCCAAAGCAGCAAUCAACCUUUCUCUUUCAGAAGGUGACCAAACUUCUGUACAUUUCUAACAUUUUUUUGUUUCGACCUGGGAUUUCCAGCAUUCAAACGUUUAGUUUCUAAAUCUAACACCCACCCUUGCAUUCUCUAACCUAAACACUCUAUCUAUUUGAUUUGUAAGCGUUUUAAUUUUUAUUCAUUCCCCCGUCUGCCAAGAACCUCAGUAGGCAGGCCAAUCUGAACCAAAGUACCCCAUUCAUUCAAGGGGGAAAAUGCCACAUGAGGUGUAGACCAGUGAUUUGUUAAAGUUACAGAUCGUUGGUUAUUCCUUCCGAUCUUUCUUUUGAUAGUAAGAAGCAGUCAAUUGCACUGAAAGAUUAAAGGAAUAUUUUGGACCUAGUAUUGUCAUAAUUAAUGUCUAAGUGCAUUGCCAUGUUAAAUAAUAAUAAUAAUAAUCCUUACAUUUAAUAUAGCGCCUUAUCACAUCUUCAAGACGUCUCAAAGCGCUUCACAGGAUACACUGUAAAGUGUAGUGACUGUGUAUAUGAACCUUGGGAGCACAGGUACCUUAAUGCCUUGGACACCCAGUUCUAUAAGUGCUACCUGCUUUUCAGAUUCCUUGAAUAACAUAUUAAUCAGGGAUUUAAAAGAUCGGUUUAGUUUUGUUUGAUAAAUGACAUAUUAAUUUCAUGAAUUACAUCUGUCUGUUGCGUGAAUUACAUGCAAACAUUUAGUGAAUUACACACAGACAUUUUGUGAAGUCGCCGUACAUGUAGUUUGAUCACAUAGCAUAUGUGGGAAGGCAGAUUACUACAUCGAGAUUGUUAGCAUGGGGCAACAGACUCCUUAAAGAUUGGAUUUGAUCAACGAUACAAAGAGCUACCUGGAAAGCUCCAAGCUGCGCCAACCACAUCUGAUACACGUUAACGUGUGGAAAAUUAGCUGCUCUGAUGGCUCAGUUGACAAACCCUGUGUCCAGGAUGAAACUAAGCUGUAUAUACUAGAAAGGACCCAGGUUGGAUCUCUGAGACAGUAAUCUCACUCCCAGUAACCAAUAACCCCAAUGAAUUGCCACCCCCAUUCUAACUAGAACACGAGCUGCCAAAUGUAAAGAUAAAUACUUUGUCAAACCUUAUUGUAAAUGAAAUGUUUAUUUGGUGUGUUUAAAUAUUAUUUGGUAUUUUGUAAUGUGUAGAUUGUCAAGGGUUAAUGCCCACUAAGUUAAGACGUUGUCCUACAUUUAUUAGUAUAUGCUGAGUGUUAAAACUAAACAAGGGAGGGGGAAAAUCUUUCAACUUUCAAUGCCCAGAUUGUACAUAAAUUAAAUUGCGGUCAGCGUAUAACAGAACACACUACUGUUCCUGCAAAGUAACAGUUUACACUUUGUUUUAAGUAUUGUAAAAUUCCUCCUGUGAUGGACUAAUUUAUGUAAAUUAAAUCUGACACAAUGUAAUUUCAUGGUGAUGAUAAUAAAUCUUCAAAGACAAACACUA
Molecule: messenger RNA, 4633 nt
Organism: Callorhinchus milii (elephant shark)
Lineage: Eukaryota; Metazoa; Chordata; Chondrichthyes; Chimaeriformes; Callorhinchidae
Gene: sema3c
Product: sema domain, immunoglobulin domain (Ig), short basic domain, secreted, (semaphorin) 3C
Exons: 18
Coding region: 382-2643 (753 amino acids)
Biological process (GO): neural crest cell migration; negative chemotaxis; semaphorin-plexin signaling pathway
Molecular function (GO): semaphorin receptor binding; chemorepellent activity
Source: RefSeq, a predicted model, not a curated record